AUCAAACUAUAAUCAACAAAAGAAUCUAAUCAAUAAUUAUUUUUUUAAAAUGCAAAGAGUCUGGAAACGUGGAAACUGAAAAACACGCCACAGUCUCAACGCAUUCCGGGUUGUUAUGUUGAACCUCCGCUUGAAGAACAACAUCUAAAACUCGGAAACAGAGACUAGUAUUCGUCACUACAAACCAUAAAGGGCAGUGCUGCCUGCAAACCCGAGGGGCUAGCGCAAACUCUAAUCUAACGCGAGCAGACAGACAUUGGAACGUGCAACAGAAGACACAGGGAGUCUCCCUGUCCAUUCACAUCUCCAUCAACACCACCUCCAUACCCCAAAAUCACUCCCCCUCCGAUUCCCGAAAAUCGAGGCCGAGGAUUCAGAACCCGAUAGGCCUCAGGAGCCAAGGCUCUGAUUGGGACAACAUCGACCAAUCACCAACCGGACAAUAGACACGUGACAAGGCGCGAAGCGGCGAUUUAAAUCGGAAAUUUCAACUGUCACCGCGGUCUGAGGAUUCAUCACUUCAACACAUAGCUUGACAGCUGAUGGAGGAGGAGAAUUUGCUACUUCUGGGGGAUUUGCUGAGUCCAUGUCGCUGUGCUGGAUCUGUUCGUUGUACACACCAACCCUGCCUGAUAAAGUGGAUUAGUGAGAGGGGAUCCUGGAGUUGUGAGCUGUGUUACUACAAAUACCAUGUCAUUGCCAUCAGUGCCAAGAAUCCUCUUCAGUGGCAGGCAAUAUCUCUGACGGUGAUUGAGAGAGUUCAAAUUGCAGCUGCAAUUCUCGGCUCCUUGUUCCUCAUUGCAAGCAUUUCCUGGCUCAUCUGGUCAACAAUCAGCCCAUCAGCAAAGUGGCAGAGGCAGGACUUACUCUUCCAGAUCUGCUAUGGAAUGUACGGAUUCAUGGACAUUGUCUGCAUUGUUUUAGGAAUGGGGAAUUCGUUCAGAGCCUUCCAUUUUGCCGUUCUUGGCAAUACUUGCUCGUGUCCUACGAUAUGUGCUAGGUGGCAAUGGUGUCAAGGCAGUGACAUCGACCGUGUCCAUCUCAGAUUCUGAACUAUCUUCAAC
Molecule: messenger RNA, 1064 nt
Organism: Rhincodon typus (whale shark)
Lineage: Eukaryota; Metazoa; Chordata; Chondrichthyes; Orectolobiformes; Rhincodontidae
Product: E3 ubiquitin-protein ligase MARCHF4-like
Exons: 6
Coding region: 543-1052 (169 amino acids)
Biological process (GO): protein ubiquitination
Molecular function (GO): zinc ion binding; ubiquitin-protein transferase activity
Source: RefSeq, a predicted model, not a curated record